Linderina pennispora is the source of this 767-nucleotide messenger RNA. RefSeq names its product snare-like protein. The record is from RefSeq and is a predicted model, not a curated record. The coding region runs from base 111 to 740 and encodes 209 amino acids. Gene Ontology annotation, biological process: endoplasmic reticulum to Golgi vesicle-mediated transport. The transcript has a single exon. NCBI's taxonomy places the organism in Eukaryota, Fungi, Kickxellomycota, Kickxellomycetes, Kickxellales, Kickxellaceae. Gene Ontology annotation, cellular component: TRAPP complex.
UCAUUCCACUCUGAAAAUUUCAUUGCGCCAAAGGCCUCUUGCUUGCCGCAAAUUCAACCACCGAAUUAGCACCACUUUUUCACUCUAAUCGUGCCUUUGCCCUCUUGCUGAUGACCAUCAUUUACAACAUUUACAUUUUCGACCGCCAUUGCGAAUGCAUUUUCUACACCGAGUGGGCCUGCCAGAACUCGCCGCUCACCACACGUCCCGGUCAGCCAGCUGACUCCAGCACUGUCCAGGCGACGGCACGUGGAGCGAGCAGUGAUACCCAGGACCGGAACUCGCUCGACCAGCACCGCCCCACUGUGUGGCCCUCGUCCGCCAACUCCACACAUGGCUCUGCCCAGCGGAACUUGCCCAUGGAAGAAGAAGCCAAGCUGGUCUACGGCGUCGCCUUCUCUACACGAAACAUUGUCAACAAGCUCAGCGGCAAAGACGGCCCGCAAGGUGGCAACCCGGGCGGCUUCAUGUCCUUUGCCACAAAUACCUACCGCAUGCACUACUAUGAGUCACCGACCGGUGUUAAAUUCAUCCUCAACACUGAUCCUCACACGGCAUCCAUGCAGCAGGUACUGGAGAUGAUAUACCGGAACAUCUACGUCGAGUACGUAACCAAGAACCCGCUGUUUAAUCCAAAUCCUGCCACAUCUGCUCCCAUCGAGAACGACUACUUCCGCGCAGUUUUGAACAACUACAUCCGUGAGAUAACCACUUUCAUCACAAGCCGCUGCUUAAGAUAAUAAACGCUGUGCUUGACUUUGGCGUGG